Chrysochloris asiatica (Cape golden mole) is the source of this 384-nucleotide messenger RNA. It is a transcript of the gene ANAPC10, whose product is annotated as anaphase promoting complex subunit 10. Gene Ontology annotation, cellular component: anaphase-promoting complex. Bases 7 to 384 code for a protein of 125 amino acids. Gene Ontology annotation, biological process: anaphase-promoting complex-dependent catabolic process; protein K11-linked ubiquitination. The record is from RefSeq and is a predicted model, not a curated record. The transcript has 3 exons. Lineage: Eukaryota; Metazoa; Chordata; Mammalia; Afrosoricida; Chrysochloridae.
GAGAAAAUGACAACACCAAACAAGACACCUCCUGGAGCUGACCCGAAGCAGUUGGAAAGGACUGGAACAGUGCGGGAAAUUGGGUCACAAGCUGUUUGGUCACUUUCAUCUUGCAAACCAGUUUUCAGAAGAAAAACAACAGUGAAGACAUUAUGCAUUUAUGCAGACUACAAAUCUGAUGAAAGCUAUACACCAAGCAAGAUCUCCGUCAGAGUAGGAAAUAAUUUUCACAACCUUCAAGAAAUUCGGAAUCAGACCACACCCCCAGGAACUUCCCUUACAUGUGACAUGAGUGAGGCUGUUGCAUCCUAUCCUAAUCCCUUUAUAACUGAUGGGCCGUUCAUGUCAGAUCACAUCAUGGGAGAUAAUUACGUCAUUGCAUAA